AUGAGGAAUCUGUGCUGGCUACUGGCUGUUCCCAUGGCAAUCCUGCCCCUGGGCUGUGCCAUUGUGGGUGCAGGACGCGAUCUGCUGCUGACGCCGAGGCAAGGACACCAGCUGAGCGGCAAGCGCAUCUUCUACGAGGAGCCGGCGGAGGAGCGAGUGCUCAACCAGCGACGCAGUGCGUCGGAGCGUCCUUGGGAGCGCACCCUGAAGCAUGUCACCUACGUGACCCUCUUCACGGACGCGGCCGUGGGCGCAGCAGCCGGAAAUCUCAGCCAGCUGCACGAGUAUCACGACUUCCUGCAGACUCCCUAUGUGCCGGCGGAUGACCAGGGCGGAGCUGCGUUGGGAGGAGCGCCGUCCGCGCGCUUCGGCGACAUCAUGACCCUGGCCAAGGGCUACCUGGAGCAGCUGCCAGGCCCGGGAAACGGAUCCUAUCGCUUCCUCGAGGGCGGCACGUGCUUCCAACUCCAAUGCCCCAGCUCCAGUGGCAGCCAGCGACGGGCCUUGUGGCAGGUGCAGCGCAUCCGCCAUCGGGACGGGGACCCGGGUCGUCACUACCACUACGAGCUGAAGUUCAGUGUGACGCCGCUGGAGCAGCAGAACUGGCAGCCGCACCACCAGCACCACCCACACCCGAUGAGCUACAUCCAAAAGGAGUCCGACUAUCCACGCAGCUUCGGGCGUUUGGCACACGAGCAGGACUUCCAGGCCCAGCGGCGCCAGGACAGGGAGCGAUAUGGCGCUGGAGGAAGCGCUGCUGGUGCUGGUGGUGGUGGUAAUGCGGAGCAGUCGCAGGCCACCUUUGUGCACGGCAUUUUCCAGCCAGCGCCGCCGCCGCCCAAACUCAACAUCGGUGAGUAUCUAAAGGGCGCCGUGGCAGUGGCGCCAGGCAGUCCGAAGAUCGAGCUAUUUCCGGGACUGCUCAAUCUGGGACUGCGACCCAACUAUGUGGUGCCCACCACCUUUCGUCCAAGCUACCCGGCCGCGCUGAAAUUUGGCCCACAUCCGGAAUUGGAAAGAUUCCCCAGCCACAGCGGUGAACUGGGCCAUGCUGGUAAUGGUAAUGGUAAUGUUGGUGCUGCGCCACCGGGCGCCGUAACCCAUCACUUCCAUCACCAUUUCUAUGUGGCACCCGGCGCCGGCGAUGCCCAACUGCAUCCGGAGUUGGGCUACCGCUUGCCCAGCUCCUCGCCUGCCGAGCCGACCACACCACCAAACCUGUAUCCCCAUCAGCAGACGGUGCAGUUUCCCAGCUCGCAUUCGGGGUCGUCGGAGUCGCUGGAGGAACAAGAGCAGGAUCUACUGCUGCGCACACCACAGAUCUAUGGACAGGCCUCCAAGUACCAAACAGCCAAGCUGCCACCGCUGCUCAUCUAUGCGGGCGGCAGUGCUGGCGACGAGGACAAGUCGUUUGUGCAAAGCGAACCGCUGGAGGAGACCGUCUAUCGCUACUCCGAGCCGGAUCCCCUAUAUGUGCACCAGAAUCCCAUCGACGUGCUGCCGGAUAAGCAGCCGCAGGACGAGGAAACUGAGAAGGCACCGCCAGUCCAAGUGCAGGACGGGGACCAAAGGCGAGGGGAGCAGCGGCCAGUGGUCAGUUUGGAGCAACCGGAGCUGACCACCACUGCAGCAGCAACCACCGCGGCAGCGCCAGCGCUCAGCGCCACAACCACUGAGACGGCGAGCACGGAGAGAUCGACGACACACGUCGUCCCCACCACGAGUGCCAGCUUUGUGUCCACCUCCACGCACUUCAGUCCACUGCGCUCCAUCAGCAGGUACCGCACCACGCCAAAGAUGACAGCUGGACGAUCCACCACAACGACCACAUCCACCAGCACGCAAGCACCGCUGAGCAAGUGGGCCAAGCGGCGAAGGGAGCAGGACAGCAAGGCCAAGAGCAGUCAUCGCCACGAGGCCUUCGUUAGCACCACUCCAUCCACCAGCACCACUUCGUCCACAACCACCACAAGUUCCAGCACCACCAGUUCCAGCACCACAACUUCCACGACACAAACGCCGCCGUCCACAACCGCUGCAUCCACGCGUGUUCCAUUGGCGCCACCCCUGCCGCCGGCACCACCCAAGGAAGUGGUGGAGGUGCUCACCCAGAAAUCGGUCAGCCGAUCGGUGAGCAUCAAGGUGGGCGAGAACGGCGAGGAGAUACCCAUCAUCGUGGACGACGAGGAGAACGAGGUGAAGCCAGUGCUUAAUAAUUAACUCCCCCACCCUAGCAUCCUAGCAUCCUAGUUAUCCUACACGUAAGCCUAGUCGUAAGCAGACUUAAUCCCGCAAUAAAUUCA
Messenger RNA from Drosophila teissieri, 2303 nucleotides. RefSeq names its product serine/arginine repetitive matrix protein 2. The record is from RefSeq and is a predicted model, not a curated record. The transcript has 3 exons. NCBI's taxonomy places the organism in Eukaryota, Metazoa, Arthropoda, Insecta, Diptera, Drosophilidae. Bases 1 to 2220 code for a protein of 739 amino acids.